AUGUAAAACAUAAUGCUUAUUAAUCAUAUAUAUAUAUAUGCUUAUAUGAUUACAUAUCCUGAAAAUCAUGUUGGAAAAGUUAUUUUAUAUAAAGCAAUACAAUAUUAAGAUAAAUUAUAAUCAUUUAUUAUUAAUAAUACAUAAAUUGGCAUUUUAAAAAUUUAUUUGAGGAAUAAAAAUCUUAUUUAUAUAUGUUAAUGUUUAUAAAAAGAAGAUAAUGUUUUUUUUUUAUUAAUAAAUUAAAUAUAUAUAUAUAUAUAUAUAUAUAUAUAUAUAUUAUGUUUUAUUUAUUUAUAAAUUAUAUUUUUUAAAAAUUUAAUAUAUAAGAUUAAUUUUUAUUAAUACACUUUUUUAUUUUAUUUAAAUAAAAUAAAAGAAAAGAACAUUAUAUAUAUUUAUUUAUAUAUAUAUAUAUUUGAAAUAUGA
Messenger RNA from Ichthyophthirius multifiliis, 426 nucleotides. RefSeq lists its product as hypothetical. The record is from RefSeq and is a predicted model, not a curated record. The transcript is spliced from 3 exons. NCBI's taxonomy places the organism in Eukaryota, Ciliophora, Oligohymenophorea, Hymenostomatida.